AGUUGAGGAGUGGAUUUGGUGACGUCACCGCAGCCAGCGCCCCUGCGCACCACACAAGCCUGAACACGCGCUCACCCACCGAGAAGAAGAAGCUCGAGACGUCAGUUGAAACAUGGCGUUGGACGGGAGAGCUGUCAGCAGCAAACAGAGGGAAACAACCGCUUCACCGGCCGCCGCUUCUCACUGAAACCCGACGACGGAUUACCUGCUGUCUGCCGGAGCACGUUGACCUGCGUUUCAUCCUUUUUCUGCCACUUUUUAAGGACUCGACGCGACGUCAACGGCGAAGCUAGCGUGACAGGCAGUUCGAGGUUUAGCUAACGUUUACCUGGACGGUUUGACGGGAUGUGUGUUUAACUCACCGACGGUUGUUUAAACGGUGCGGGAGCUAGCGAGCUGUCAGCUAGCAAGCCCUCAGCUGCCUGGUUUUAACCCUUUAAACUUCACCUCAUACGCCAAGUUUGGACUGCUUUUAGCCAAAAAAAGCGUUGGGGAAAUGUCAGACAACCAGAGCUGGAACUCGUCCGGUUCCGAGGAGGAUGCAGAGCCCAGAGAUGAAUCUGGACACCUGAUUGGGGUCGUGGACUUGAGCGGAGUCCUCAGUAAGUGGACAAAUUACAUCCAUGGAUGGCAGGACCGUUGGGUGGUCCUGAAAAACAACACGCUGAGCUACUACAAGUCCCAGGAUGAGACGGAGUACGGCUGUCGGGGUUCCCUCUGCCUUAGCAAAGCCGUCAUCACUCCUCAUGAGUUUGACGAAUGCCGGCUGGACAUCAGCGUGAACGACAGCGUGUGGUACCUCAGAGCACAAGACCCAGAGCACAGACACCAGUGGAUCGACUCCAUUGAGCUCCACAGGAGUGUCAGAGAGGGGAGGAGAGAGAAAGGAGGAAUCCAGGGAACGAUAAUCGUCCCUCCACCACUGGUUGAUUCUGGAUACGGCUCAGAGUCCAGUCUGCGGAGACAUGGCUCCAUGCUGUCUCUCACAUCAGCCACCAGCGGCUUCUCUGCCACCUCCACAUCCUCCUUCAAGAAGGGCCACAGCCUGAGAGAGAAGCUGGCAGAGAUGGAGACCUUCAGAGAUAUCUUGUGCAGACAGGUGGACACGCUUCAGAAGUACUUCGAUAGCUGCUCAGACGCCGUGUCCAAGGACGAGCUGCAGAGGGAUAAAAUCGUGGAGGAUGACGAGGACGAUUUCCCCAACACCCGGACGGAUGGAGAGUUUCUGCACAACAACAACGGCAGCAAAGAAAAAUUGUUCCAGUCCUUGAGUCCCAAAGGAAUCAAUGGCAUAGACUUUAAGGGUGAGGCCAUCACAUUCAAGGCCACCACGGCCGGGAUCUUGGCCACUCUGUCCCACUGUAUCGACCUCAUGGUGAAGAGAGAAGACAGCUGGCAGAAGAGACUGGACAAGGAGAUGGAGAAACGGCGAAGAAUAGAGGAAAGCUAUAAGUCAGCCCUCAAUGAGUUGAAGAAAAAGUCUCACUUUGGAGGUCCAGAUUAUGAGGAGGGUCCGAACAGCCUCAUUAAUGAGGACGAGUUUUUUGAUGCAGUUGAAGCUGCUCUCGACAGACAGGACAAAAUCGAAGAACAGUCUCACACUGAGAAGACGAGGAUACAGAGAUCCAGCCCCGUCCCCCCUGGAGACGUCUAUUCCAGCUCCGGCACGCACAGAUUUUCUGAAAAGCCUCAUAGUCAGUCCUCCUCUGCUCUGAUAGUCAGCGCCCCUCCUCACGAUGUCCACAGAUUCAGCGCAGAGGUGGAGGAGAUGGUGCAGAAUCACAUGACCUACUCCCUGCAGGAUGUCGGUGGAGACGCCAACUGGCAGCUGGUUGUGGAAGAGGGAGAAAUGAAGGUGUACAGGAGAGAGGUGGAAGAAAAUGGGAUUGUUUUGGACCCGCUGAAGGCCACUCACUCAGUUAAAGGGGUGACUGGUCAUGAGGUCUGCCACUACUUUUGGGACACUGCCUAUCGCAACGACUGGGAGACCACCAUUGAAAACUUCAAUGUUGUGGAGACACUUUCGGACAAUGCAGUAAUUGUUUAUCAAACGCACAAGAGGGUGUGGCCUGCAUCUCAGAGGGACGUGCUGUACCUGUCUGCCAUGAGAAAGAUCAUUGCCAACAAUGAGAAUGACCCAGACACCUGGCUGGUCUGCAACUUCUCUGUGGAUCACGACGAUGCACAGCCAAGCAACAGGUGUGUCCGUGCCAAAAUCAACAUUGGCAUGAUCUGUCAGACUCUGGUCAGCCCACCAGAGGGAGACAAAGAGAUCAGCAGAGACAACAUCCUGUGUAAAAUCACCUACGUCGCCAAUGGUGAGUAUUUAUGUCUUCAUUUGGCUUCGGUUGACUUUUAAAUUCAGACCUAAAAAGUGCUGAGUGUCUUCAAAAGUCCAAAAUUGACGCACAA
Molecule: messenger RNA, 2412 nt
Organism: Plectropomus leopardus (leopard coralgrouper)
Lineage: Eukaryota; Metazoa; Chordata; Actinopteri; Perciformes; Serranidae
Source: RefSeq, a predicted model, not a curated record